Ogataea parapolymorpha DL-1 is the source of this 915-nucleotide messenger RNA. RefSeq names its product Nicotinate-nucleotide pyrophosphorylase [carboxylating]. The transcript has a single exon. Gene Ontology annotation, biological process: NAD+ biosynthetic process; quinolinate catabolic process. Gene Ontology annotation, cellular component: cytoplasm. Bases 1 to 915 code for a protein of 304 amino acids. Gene Ontology annotation, molecular function: nicotinate-nucleotide diphosphorylase (carboxylating) activity. NCBI's taxonomy places the organism in Eukaryota, Fungi, Ascomycota, Pichiomycetes, Pichiales, Pichiaceae. The record is from RefSeq and is a predicted model, not a curated record.
AUGACAACGUAUAGAAAUCCAAAUCCUAAAUUUGAGCACUUGCUUCCGUUAUCCACGAAAUGGAAACAACAGAUUGCUGAGUGGUUACAAGAAGACAUUCCUUCUUUUGACUACGGUGGAUAUGUGGUCGGAAAUAACGUUCAGACCGCAACCCUCUUCUGUAAAGGAGACGGAAUUCUUUGCGGAGUUCCUUUUGCGAAUGAGGUAUAUCAUCAAUGCGGACUUAGUUAUGAGUGGCAUGUAGAUGAAGGAACAUUCUUGAGACCCUCAGAAACUGAUAGUGGGAAGAUAAAAGCGUGUACAGUUAGAGGGCAAGUUAAAAAUAUCUUGAUUGCAGAGCGGCUGUCUCUCAAUAUCAUUUGCAGGUUAAGUGGCAUCGCUACUCAGUCACACAUCACUAUCAAAAAAGCAAGAGAAGCUGGUUAUACAGGAAUCAUUGCGGGGACCAGGAAAACUACACCAGGACUUAGACUGCUUGAGAAAUAUGCCAUGCUUGUAGGAGGUGUGGACACUCACAGGUAUGAUUUAUCAUCUAUGGUGAUGCUCAAGGACAAUCAUAUUUGGGCAACAGGGUCGAUCAGACAGGCUAUUAAAAAUGCAAAGACCGUGGCUGGCUUUAGUACUAAAAUAGAAGUCGAAGUUCAGAACGAAAUGGAAGCAGAAGAAGCCAUUGAUGCAGGAGCUGACAUAAUCAUGCUGGAUAAUUUCAAUGGACCUGAGCUUCAAGCUGUCUCUCAAUCUCUGAAGAAAAAGUGGUCAGGUAAACGCCAGUUCUUGCUUGAGUGUAGCGGAGGGUUGACUUUAGAAAACAUAUCUCAAUUCUUGAGCAAUGACAUCGAUAUUUACUCUACAUCUUCCGUGCAUCAAGGAUGUGCGAUCGUUGAUUAUAGUUUGAAGCUUGAUCAAACUAACUAA